AUGAACAAGCCGGCAGUUCUCAACUGGAGCGUCUACUCACCCGUGAAAUGGAGAAUCUAUCUAGAACUGAGCUGGAGCCAACGCAGUUCUACACUGGAGAGCCAAAGUAGUUCUGCACUGAAGAGCCAAAGUAGUUCUGCACUGGAGAGUCAAACUAGUUCUGCACUGGAGAGCCAAAGUAGUUCUGCACUGGAGAGCCAAACUAGUUCUGCACUGGAGAGCCAAAGUAGUUCUGCUCUGGACAAUCAAACUAGUUCUACAUUGGAGAUCCAAAGUAGUUCUGCACUGGAGAGCCAAAGUACUUCUGCUCUGGACAACCAAACUAGUUCUGCACUGGAGAGCCAAAGUAGUUCUGCACUAGACAGACAAGGUAGUUCUGCUCUGGACAGCCAAACUAGUUCUGCACUGGAGAGCCAAAGUAGUUCUGCACUAGACAGACAAGGUAGUUCUGCUCUGGACAGCCAAACUAGUUCUGCACUGGAGAGCCAAAACAGCCAAGGUAGUUCUGCUCUGGACAGCCAAACUAGUUCUGAACUGGAGAGCCAAACUAGUUCUGCACUAGACAGCCAAAGUAGUUCUGCACUGAAGAGUCAAACUAGCUUUGCACUGGAGAGCCAAACUAGUUCUGCUCUAGACAGCCAAGGUAAUUCUGCUGUGGGCAACCAAACUAGUACUGCACUGGACAACCAAACUAGUUCUGCACUGGAGAGCCAAAGUACUUCUGCUCUGGACAACUAA
This is a messenger RNA of Cryptotermes secundus, 738 nucleotides long. RefSeq names its product serine-rich adhesin for platelets-like. Lineage: Eukaryota; Metazoa; Arthropoda; Insecta; Blattodea; Kalotermitidae. Bases 1 to 738 code for a protein of 245 amino acids. The record is from RefSeq and is a predicted model, not a curated record. The transcript has 2 exons.